Molecule: messenger RNA, 1682 nt
Organism: Chlamydomonas reinhardtii
Lineage: Eukaryota; Viridiplantae; Chlorophyta; Chlorophyceae; Chlamydomonadales; Chlamydomonadaceae
Exons: 1
Coding region: 271-621 (116 amino acids)
Biological process (GO): translation; ribosomal small subunit assembly
Cellular component (GO): ribosome; cytosolic small ribosomal subunit
Molecular function (GO): structural constituent of ribosome; RNA binding
Source: RefSeq, a predicted model, not a curated record
CUAAUCGACACAUAGCUGGACUUGCGGGAGCCUUCAAUCCAUCAUCUCGACCUCUCGUUUGCUGCACGCACUCUGCUGCCGGGGUUCGGCCCUGCUAUUCAAACCGACUACUCACUCUGAUAUUCUUGUAGCGCAAGCGACUCUUACCACACGCUCGGGGCCACGGCACUGGACAGCCCCGCCUAGUCUCCGGCCAGCCCCCCGCCCCGUUCGGGCCGCAGCACCCCCCUCCCUUCGCCCCGGGCCCCCGGCCUCCGCCCCCGGCCUCACAUGCCCCGCAGCACGUGGAAGGGCCCGUACGUGGCCGUGAGCCUGCUGCAGGAGGUGGUCGCGCUGGCGCGCAAGCAUCCCAACUGGUGGAACAAGGGGAGAUACAUUGGCCAGAAGGCGCCAGAGGUCAUCAACACCUACAGCCGCGCCUCUGUGAUCCUGCCCGACUUCAUCGCGUGCCGAUUUGGCGUGCACAACGGCAAGAGUUUCGUGGGUAUGGAGGUUCAGGAGGCGAUGGUGGGGCACCGGCUGGGCGAGUUCGCGCCCACAAAGGCCACGGUACAACACAAGGCCAAGGAGGUCAACACGCAGAAGAAAAAGAUCAACCCGAAGACCGGCAAGGCAGCAUAGAGGGCGUAGCGAUGAUGGUGGGGGUAUGGUGGGGGUAGGGGUUGUUAGCAACAGCAGAGGCUGCGAGGGAGGUGGCGGUGCGCUGGGUUGGUGUGCGGCGGGGUGGUGGUGCCGGGGUUCAACGGACGUGCGCUGUGGUGGUGGCGGGUGGGGCAGGCCCGCAGGCAGGAAUCACAGGAUGUCGAGAUACACAAGUUAAUAGAUGAGGACAAUGUGGAGCUGGAUGCGCAAUGUGCGGCAAGUGGCAGCGGACGCGCGGGGCUUGAUGAGCCGAGGGCGUCGUACGUGCUGCUUUUGCCAUUCGCAUGUGGGGUGGGUGUGGACCUGGCUGACCUCAACAACAGGUGCAAGCCAGGGGCGGCGCAAACAGGUUCUGCUUUGACCUUUGAUGGUCAAUGCCGUAUGGAACGCAGGGAGACACUAAUUACUGAGAGGUGUGGCGCGACAUGCAUAAGACGUGCUCGGGCAGCUUGGCAGUGCUGCGUGUGCGACGACCGGGUGUGGCUGCUGCGGCAUUGGGACAUGGGCACAUGGCCAAGGGAGGGAGUGGCUGAUAUAGUCGAGUCCCGAUGAACAAUCUGCACGCAGCCCAGGCAGCGACGUUUAUGGACGGCUGGGUGCGGAUUCGGUGCGGCAUUGGCGGCGCCGGCCACAAGCAUGGGUAGCUGUGUGGCCAUAUCCAGGCAUGACCGCAUGAGCCAUGAGGCAUCGCUGGCAGCAACGCGGCAUGGAGGUCGGGACUCGGGAGGCGGCGGCUUGGUGGCCAGAGAUGACGCGGGUAGCUCAACGGCCAGGCAGUGGCGCAAGUGCGGCGCGAAACUGUCGAUGUGGCGGUUGGAGGACAAUGCCACAGCAGUCAGGCGGUGCCACGGUGGGCUCGCUGCUCGGCUGUUCCGUGCCUGGUCGAUGAAGCUUGCUGUGUCAGCCGUUGUCCAUUCGUCCCCGAAAUGGCAAGCCGCCUGCUGGUGAUCGGACACGGGAGUCAGGCGUGGCCAGGAGGAGGUGGUGAGCAGAAUCCUGAGGAGCCGCAACUUGGUCUGCUGGUGUAAUCAGCAUGCCUG